ACACUCUGGCACACUUGGCUGUACGCCAUCACAGCCUCACAGGCAGCCGGCCGGGCCGCGUACAAAGCUCCGCGCACUUGGAUGUUCCACAUUAACGACCAAUGAUUACUGCUCACCGUGUGCACAGCGUUUGCAGUAUUUAUAGCGACGGUUGAUGGGUGCUGGGGAAUAUUACGCCUUGAUGUGGUGCUCCUCCGAGGAUGUUAUUGCAAGGAGAAUGACUCUGGGAUUCCGUUGGGUGUUGAACUGUCGGAUCGAUCACCUGCCUAGCCGACCUGAUACAUGUCCAUGAUUAGUGUCCGCUCGCCAACGCGCCUCCAUUACCACCGCACAUCCACAGAGCACUUAGGUAUAUCUUUAGCCUGCUGUACAUGUGCCCCGUUCGCACAUUGCCACACACAAGCCUGAGCGUCACAGGGCAAAAUCACUGCUUCCUUUCUCAUUCUGCUGAGAGAGAGAGAGAGAGAGACGGUGUUUUCAUUGAUGGUAAAGCCUCAGAGAUGCAAACAAGACUGAUGAGAUUUGCCUCUCUGCAAGUCGUGAUUGGAAGUACAUGAAAGCCGUCACAGGUAGCUCUCAUGUGGGCACAAGCACAUCUCCAGGAAUUCUGUUCCACCGAGGAAACGAAUGGCAGAAACCAUCAGUUUCUAGCAAAUUGUAUUCACCGCACGCAGCUGUGAUGGAGACAUGUACAUGUACAAGUAGAUCGUCGUAAGAGCUUGUCGGUUUGAUGAUUGUUUUCAACCCACCAAGGAAACAGAAAUCAAGGCUUGUGAAAUUCCUCGUAGUGUGACUUCACUCUUAAGAAAUAGAAUCAUCUGUCGUUAUUUUUUGAAAUCAUGUGGAGAAGGUGACUGUUGUGCUGUGAUAGGCAACGGGAUGCUGUAAGGGGUGUGAGUUUCUCAACAUGCCUGCUGUCUAUGUAAACACACUGACUGCCUAGGGGGCUCACGGUCCUGUGGUUAGAUGGAUAACCCUGCUGUGCGGAAUCUACUGCCGUGGAAACCAAAACUGACAUGAGGAUUUCGAUGCUUCACUACAAACUACACUAACUGAAUUUGUUCGUACCGUAACUGGUAAAUUAUUUUUUUGGUGGAGAGGAGUGGUACGGCAAGGUUGCAAAAAAUGGCACGGUACUUUGUAAACGGCAGAUUUUGUCUGUCGUGUUUCUGUUUGAUCGCUUGUGUUGGACUCACAGGUGCCCUGUACUAUGAAGGCUCAGUGGAUACAUACACGCAGUAUGAGCGGUGGAAUACGUCCGUGAAUGGAACCCUCCGAUUCCAAUUCAAGUCCAAACAGACGAACGUUUUGCUGGCGUACGCCGACGACAUGAAACAAGUGGAUUUCAUGGAAAUUGCCAUGGAAGACGGCAGUCUUCUCCUUCACAUGCGAAUAAAUAACAAGGGAAGGACCUUGAUUGUUGGCGAUAAUGUGGACGAUGGAGAAUGGCACACCGUGGAAGUGAUACGAAGCAAUCCUAGAAAAUUUACUUUCAAAGUGGACGGGGACGAACGAUCGGGAACAAUGGAUGGUGAGAUUAUUGAGCUCCCAACACAGACGGACUUCUUCUUUGGUGGUAUCCCACGUCAGGUUCGACGAUCGCACUUGGCGCGGCCCGAGGCUCGGUCGCGGACACACCUCAAGGGUCACAUACGCAACAUUGCGUAUUUGGUGCAGGCGCGGCCCAACCGGUGGCGCCGUCCAGAACAGCUGGCCUCCAAUAACGUCCGGGAGGAUUUCUCAGAUCUGUGCAGCACCAACGACCCCUGCAAGAACGGCGGGUUGUGCGUGAGCGAGCAGGGCCGGUCGCGAUGCGAAUGCGACGGGACCGGUUUCGUGGGUGAAAUCUGUGAGGAAGAAUAUACGCCUGCACCACAAUCGCAAUCUGAUGAAGUUAUAGACGGCAGAGAACAGAGGGCGAUUACCGCGACGUUUGAUGGUACCUCCUACAUCAGCUACAGUCUUGCCCUCGAAGAGGUCAACACGCUCCAAGAUGACAUCGUCUUUGACUUCCGCACCCAACUCCCGAACGGCUUGCUGCUCUACGUGGGACAUGAAUCGGACUACAUCUAUGUGGCAAUGGUCAACGGUCUCUUGGAGAUCGCAAUCAAUCUGGGGUCGGGGGAGUACUGGAAGAGCAUACAACCGAGGCGGGAGAUGGAUGUCUUCACGGACAACAACUGGCACAAAGUCCGCAUCUCCAGAACCAGAGCAGACGUCAGAGUUCGUGUUGACGGUAGUCUCUUAGCCUCCGGAUCAGCCGGCGGCAACUUUGGACGGCUGACGGUGGGCAAUGAGUUCUACGUGGGUGGGAGCCCCAACCCAGCAACACUGAGUGGCUCGCGGGUCGGCGAGAACUUCCGAGGCAACCUGAGAGAUGUAAGUUACUACGGCAACAUAGAAAUUGAUCUGCUGGAGAAGGCGUACAGCUCGGACCCGUUGAUCUACAUGCUCGGUGACAUCCUCUUCAGGGAGGAGACGGUGCAGGGCAUUGAUCCCAUCACAUUCCUGACCGAGGAAUCGCUGCUGAGGUUACCACGCUGGAAUGCGGAGUCCAAAGGCUCUCUAUCCUUUGAUUUCCGUACCAACGAGCCCAGCGCAGUCAUCAUGUACAGCAGUGGCUCGGACGAGAUGUCGGACUUCCUAGCGUUUGAGCUCCUGGAGGGAUACCUGUACGUCAUCCUGGACUUGGGGUCCGGUCCUGUCCGAGAGAAAGCUUACACCUUCCCUCUCAACGACGGCGAAUGGCACCACGUUGUCUUUGAAAGGGAUCUGGCUAUCGGCAUUAUAAAUGUGGGUUCCUCGACGUCCCACAAGUUUGAAGUCCCCGGCCACAACGACAAGCUCAACCUGGAGAUGGAUUUGAUCGUGGGCGGCAUCGAGCCCCUCCAGUCCCUCCCACUGGAGCUGUUCUCCGGCGCCUUACGCCACGGCUACGUGGGCUGUAUCCGCAACAUGGCCAUGAACGGGGAGACCCUGGACCUACCGCAGUACGUAGAGGAGCAGUCGGAGGACGGGAACAUUGUCCGGUUCUGUCGGGAGGAGGACCCGCUGUGCACCAGUGAUCCCUGCCAGCACGGCGGCUCCUGUCGGGAGGGCUGGAACCGGUUCAUCUGUGAUUGCCGCAAGACGGGGUACACAGGAGAAACUUGUAAAGAUGAGGUUGCGCGACUGGCGUUCAACGGCAACCAAUCUAUGCGCAUCACUCUCCGCGAAACCACGCGCAGCAAGGUGGAGGAAGUCUUCUUACGAUUCCGCACGAGCCACCCGGACGGCAUGCUCCUAGCAACGACCUCUGACACCAUCAUUGACAUCCUAUUGGCCGAACUGUCUCACGGGGAGGUCCGGGUCACAGCCAAUUUUGGCACCGGCAGCACGACUAUCACGGCAGGAACAAAUCUAGACGACAACAUGUGGCACUCGUUUGCUAUAGAACGGCACGACAGAACGUUACGACUGACUGUGGAUAAUUCUGACAAAGCAGAAGCCGGGGACGACUUUGAAAGUGGCACGUUAGAUUUCCGUUACAUCGACAUCGGGAGUUUGCUGAGCCGGCCGCACCUGACAGGCAGCAUUGACCGACCUCCCAAUUUCCAAGGUCACAUGGAGCAGCUCAUCUACAACAACCACCACUACUUUGACCUGGCCCGGGAUGAAAUGCCCGACUUUAUCGAAAACACGGCCAGUUUUGGCGAGCAGAUGAGCCGACGCCCCAUCCACGACCCCUUUACCUUUCACACCCCGGAGGUCAUAGUCCAGCUUCCUCAGAUCAAGACCUACCCGAGCCUCUCCAUCUUCUUUCAGUUCAAGACCACCGAGCCCGACGGUCUAAUCUUCUUCACCGAGGGAGAACUGGACUUCCUAGCGAUCGAGCUAGUGGACGGAUUCAUCUACUACACGUUCAAUUUAGGCGGAGGGGCCAAGACCUUACGAGGAAACAGUCGUGAACGGCUCAACGACAACCGUUGGCAUGAGGUGGGCAUCUCCCAUGACAGUCGCGACCGACAGGUCCUGAAAGUCGACUCGCGGUCCAUGAGGUCUCGGGCUACCAUGGAGGCUAAUCAUUUUGACUUCACUGAGAAUUUGUACAUUGGAGGGAAGGAGACAUUUGAGUUUUUGCCAGAGAAGAUCCAAGCAACUCAGGGAUACCAGGGAUGCUUGGCGUCGCUUGAGAUUAACGGACGACAUGAGGAUCUGAUGGAGACAGCUGUUAGUAUGGAGUUGAAGGAGGAAUUGACAAGGGGAUGUGAAGACAAGCGAGAGUUAUGCAUUGACCACAUGUGUAACUUUGGCGGGAUCUGUGUGCCUGGCUUUGAUUCUUACACCUGUGACUGCAGAAGGACAAGUUUCACCGGACAGUACUGCAGUAACGUGAGUAUCGGUUACCAGUUUGGUGAGGAUGGUGGACUCAUCUCUCUAGAGUUGCCCAGGGAUCAGUGGCUGCGGUCAGACAGGGACAGUCUUAGCUUGGGCUUCGUGGCCGAGUCUCUGGAUGGCAUACUCACUCAUAUCAGCAGCGCCAACUCCCACGAUUACAUUGAGAUGAAACUGCUCUCCGGCCAUUUGUUUGUCAGAUACAACUUUGGUGCCGAAGACCACGUUAUCGGAGAGAAGACGUACCGCGUGAGUGACGGCAGAUACCACACGGUGGAGUUCACGCGCCGGGGCGAGAACUCUACGCUACAGGUGGAUUACUACCCCAAGGUGGAGCUUUUCCAAAACUACGGAAGAAAGGGACGAGCAAGUUACUUUGACGCCCAAUCAAAGAUCAACAUCGGCGCCACCAGCUCCGCCUUCAGACGGAAGCGGCGGGCCAUCAUGUACCCUUUCCAAGGCAUCAUAUCCGGCCUGGCGUACAACGACCUGCGAGUUCUCGACAUGGCAGCAUCCGGCGACCCCCGCAUCACGUUUGACGGGGACGUGUCGCUUGUGUCGCCGUACACCAUCUGGGAGUAUGUGACGGAGCCCUAUCCAACCAUGUCUCUAACGACUGCUAAUAUCACGGAGAAGCCAGUCCAGCCGGAAUUUCCCGAACCGGACCCGUCUCCGCAUGUUGGUCCCAACAAGACCCUGACCGGACCAACUAAGAUGGUCAUGUCUACAGCCACAACUGAUGGUGAUAUUGACUUUGGCACCGAUCCCGACAACAUCUUCGUGACCCAGUCUGGGUGUGGCUCGGUCGACGACGAGGACUGCCAGAUGGCAUCAGUAACAAAAGGAGACGGUGCAAUAUUUACUCCUGUUGAUGAGAUGGAAUCCACUACAGCACCAAGUAUCACCACAUCAAGUCCAAGCACUGCCAUUCCGACUACUCCAACCCCUAAGAUGUCAUUACCAGACACGGUCAUCUCGGGGAGUCCAUGCAGUGACCCCGACGAUCCCGGCUGUAUCUCCGGUGAUACGACACCCAGCACCACCACAGACUUCAACUACACCACUUUCACGAGUAAAGCCGCGCCCACCCCUCCAGCCCCCAAGAUCACCCAGAAGGUUGUGCCAACCACCCACAAGUCCACCCUGGGGUCCCACUUGCCGGAAGAGACCAAAGAAGGUGAUGGGUUGGGAUUCCUGGGCCAAACCUGGCUCGUCAUCGGCUUAGUUGCCGCCGGUGCUUUUAUAUUCCUCUUUCUUGUCAUCAUUUUGUACAAGUUUAGAAAUAGAAACGAGGGCUCCUAUCACAUCAACGAGAGUAGGAAUUACAGCGUCAGCGACGCCACGCGCACGGCGCUGCUGCCCUCGCAGCAGCAACCGCAGCAGCCAAACACCAACGGCACACUGCCAACCAAACCAAUCAAGCCAAAACUACCCCCAGAGUAUGCAACUAAAGAAUGGUAUGUCUGAUAUUUAUUGUCAAGUUCCCAAAAAUUAAUUCUCUAAAAUUAAACUUAAUUUUUUUCUUAAGCAGUAUGCAUAUAAUGUAGAAUUGUUUCAUUCAAGUUCACCUUUGAUUUUUUAUACAAGAAAAGAAAGAAGUUGGUUUUGUAGAUUCAAAUAUGACUGUGUGUCCUUAAAAGAUGUGUACAGUAUUGGUUGAAAAAAGAAAAGAGUCUAGGAUAGUUUAAUUCCCUUAACAGAAGUUUACAAGAGCAAAGAAGUUAGAUUUUUGACAUUGGUGUUCAAAAACUAUAAUAAAAUGUUCUAUGGUUGUAAUUCCCCAUGUAUUUUAAUCCUCAGGUUCAUACCAGUUUUGCAAUUCCGUAGUGAAAGAAGUCAAUCACAAGUCAAAUCACAAGGCAUAUCAUUAGUCAAAUCACAAGUCAAAUCACAAGUCAAAUCACAAGUCAAAUCACGAGUCAAAUCACUAGUCAAAUCACAAGUCAAAUCACAGGUCAAAUCACAAUUGUCAGGUCACAAGUCAAAUCACAAGUCAAAUCACAAGUGAAGUCACUGGUCAGGUCACACAAAAAACAGUGGCUGAACAAUAAACAGGGAAUGCAUUGUGUCCGUUCAUUUGAACAGCUUGUCCAUUGACAUGAGACCGGAUGACUCAUGAUUGACUUACGAUGAUUUGUGAUUUCAACCAAUUUUUGGGUGGGUUUUUUUUUGGUUGGGGGGGGCUUUUUAUGUGACUGUACCACCAAUUUAUGAAAAUUUGUUCAGUUGAAAUUGAAAACAAAUUCAUGUUCUGGCAUUGUUGACUUCUUUCACAACUUUACAAUGUCUUAACCCAUCUGACUUGGAUUUUUAAGCUGGGAAAACCUUUAUAGAAACAAGGGCUGUGCAAUUUCAAAAAUAAUUUAGUAUCCAAUUUUCCAACUUGGAUUUCAUUAAAUAUUUGAAUAUUCUAUUUGAAGAUGCACUGAUCAAGUUAAACAUAUGCCAGCCUAAAUAGGCCGCCGAUUGGGAUUUAAAAAAAAAUAUUUGAAUAGACAAAAUGCUGCUGCCAAUCAGUUAUCCGUUUGAUGACCGAAUAUUCAAAUGUUCGGAUAUUCGGCACAUCCCUAAUAAAAGUGUAACUGAAACUGAGUACAUUUCAGUUUUUUGCCUCUGAAGAUCUUAAGAUCAAAAUAUCAGGCGCUCUUAAUUUCUUGGAUUUGUAUAUUUCAGCUCAAUCCAGUCAGUGAGCAGUUUGCAGCAGUUUUGAUUCAUUCAAAUUAACUCUAAGUGAAAUCGUUUUGAUCAUGAACCGUUCAAUGUUCAUUAUAAUUGCAAAUUCAAUCAUAAGACAGCCAUAAAGCUUCAUAGAAAAUUGCUGCUACUUUUCACAUUAGUUUUACUUUUAAUGUUUAAUGAUGCAGUACACUGCACAUUAAUAAAUAUCCAAUUGAAAUCGAUCAGUGGCAAAUGACAGUUCAAAAUGAACUUGAAUUAUGUACUUGCCAGUAACACCCAACUCAGUAUUUUAUUUACUUGGUAAAACUGUUGGAUUGUAGGGUGCCAUUGAAAUAUAUGUUUGUGUAUAUUAAAGAGAAUUGAAAAGGAAAAAAAAUGUAUUUAAAGUAUAUACCUUAUAUUUAAAAACUGCCGGUUCAGUGUGAGAUGAGAUACGAGAUUUGCUGGAACACAAUUCCUAUGCCAUUACGAUUAAUUUGAAUUAAAUUUUGUUGAAAAUGUGAAUUUCAGUGUAUUUUGUAUUAAAAGACUUAAAAAACAAAGAUGUCAAAAAAAUUAUGUAAAUAAGUCAACUAUUGCUUGUUCAGAAAAACAUUUAUGUGUUGUACUUCAUGAUUCUAUAUAUUUCAGCUUAUAUCAGUGUUGCGGUCACAUAGAUAGAUAUUUUUUAAAACAACUUAUGCGGAUUACCAGAUUUGUAGUUAAUCUUGUGAUUUGAUCGUAUGAGUGUAGAACUCAGAAAAAAAAUAAGGGGUUCUUAAAUCCAAUUUAGUUUCAUGUUGAGGCCUGCUUGUAAAACAAUCAUCAGUUACGUCUUUUUGUACCAUUUACCAAGCACUUUGAAGUAAAGCAGAGAUUGUUUUUUUUUUAUUUGUGGAACUUACAAGCUGUAUAAAAAUUCUUCUAUGAAUGUCUUCUUUUUUUUCAAAAAAGGGGAGAUGUUAUGAUUGUAAUUAUGUGUGAUGAAUGUGUUGUGCACGGUGCAUUAGUUGUGCAUUAUGGCGCAACAUUACGUAGUACUAUGGAAUUCACUUUCUGGGUGCAGACAAGUAAUGAAUUCGCAUAGGCCUAGGCACCAAUUAGUAAAUUCACCCAUUUCACAAAAUCAAGGGAAAAUACCACUCUGAAACCAGUCCUGCCCGCCAUCUUGGAUGUUGUUUUAUGCACAAUGUAAGCAUUUAGGCCUAAUUAAAACCAAAAUUGUGUGUGUCCCAAAAGUGUUCAAUCUCUACUUGUCUGUAUCUGGACAAUGAAGUUGUUUGUAUGGAAUAAUGUAGUACAUAGCCUUUGCCUUGUUCAUUUUUCCUUUGAAAUUUGAUACCCUUAUCCAUCUUGUCGCUGAAUAUCAUUUCAUUUUUUAAUUAAUUAAGAUAUGCAUUAUUGAAGUAUGAUCCAGAUGUUAAUAUUACUUUUGCUUUUAUACUACAGAAGAUUGUGGUCAAUAAUGGUAUAAGAUAUAUCGUUGUAGAAUUAUUUUAAAUAAGAAUUUUGCACGGCCAACUAGAUAAAGGACAGUUGUAAAAAAAAUGGUAAGAAUUAGCAUUUAAGUAGCUUAAAGUUCACGGUCCGGUUUUUUUUGCUAUGUACCUGUAGUUGGUGCUACUUUUAAUUUUGAAGUUGUUUAUGAAACUGCCUUCAGGUAUAUUGGAGGUUUACCACAUUAUUGCUACACCAUGUACAUGUAUCUACUUCCACAAUUAUGCUCUGAAUUGUACAGCAUCCACUCUUUGUAUUUAACAGGCAUACAUGUAGUGGCCAUCUAUAGGCCUUGUUCCUGAGCAAUGGACCGGUCCAGUAAGCCCCGCCCACUGCGCACUGGGCAAAUUAACACGUGCUCCUCUCCCAAUGCCACUCUGCAUUUUCCUGCCGCGCGCAGCAUACGCGCGUGCACGCAUGUCGGUCUUUUGUGUACGCACGCCGGACAUAAAUCACGGCUGUGAUUGGUCCGAACACCAUGGGCGGUGCUUACUGGAUCGGUCCCUUAAGGGCGCUGUAAGACGACGCCAUUUUGGGUUGAACGAGCUUUACACAUCGCUACAGCUCAAAAAAAUACUUUUUGUAGCAGUUUUUAUCGUUUGGAUUCCUGUCACUUUGCUAUAUUUGUUCAAUAAACGGAAGUUGUUUUAUAUUUACACCCAGAAAGAUGGCGUCUUUGUAGCGCCCAGGCCGUGUCCGGCAUGGUAUUACACACGAGUCUACGGGAAGUGGCUGCAGCCACUCCGCGUAGCCUCGUGUGUGAUUGCAAGACGUAGCCAAGUAAUUCGGACACGGCCUAUGGCCUAUAUUGUGCUGGUCGUAAUUGCCACUUGAAAAGUAGAGACGAGAUUUUAGCACCGUGUAAGUAUUACACAGAACGUAGUGUAAUUCUAUCUAUGCAUUCCAAUGUUAAUCUGUAGAUUAAUCAUAGAAUUAUGGAAACACUGUAGCCGAUAGACUACGAUAGUUUCAACUUCUAAUAUGUGCAUUGGUUUACGAAUUCUAAAAGGGUGUUGAAGGUCUGCAAGAGUAAAAAAAAAAAAAUUUAAAAUUAAAAAACCUUGGCAAGCCUAGUAAAGUAAAAUGGGCCGGAUUUUUUCCCCAUUCUUUUGUCAGUAUACCAUAAAACUGCCCGGCUCAUGGGGGAGUCAGUCAGUCAGUCAGUGAGACAACAAGGAUACUAGCCUGACCCUCGGGGACCAGCAAAAUAAUAUCUGGUAGAGUGCAUUACGCUACAGCACUUAUGAUGCAUUGGUGAAAGGUACUUCAGUGUUGGGCGGUUUUUUGGUACAUCCGUUGUUGAUUUGAAUCUGAAAUUUACAGGCGAGAGUAUGUUUUGAGUAUACUCCCUAUCAGUUUGUUCUGAUGAGACGAUGUUUCUCAAGUAGCAAGUAUGAGAAAUUUGUCAGAUGAUUCUAAGGUGUGUGCGACCUCUAUUUAUGGAAAUAAGAGAAAAGUAUUUUGAAGAUAGACUUUUAAGGAUAAAUGUCGUAAAAGUUGAAGCGCCGCACUGUCGCGGAAGGAUAUAUAAGAAAACUCUGAGACUUGUGAUAUUCCGAUUCGUGAAGUGGUCAGUGUUCCGGAAGUGUGUUACUCCGCAUCGAGAGAGAAGAAUUUAUAAAAAUCAUUUUGAAAUGUGUUGUGUUUGUAAACAGGGUAUUAAGUUGUUGUUUUUUAUGUAUAUAACGCGUGAUUUUCAGAACGGACUAGAAGUUUGUUUUGGAAUUGAAUAAAAACAACCGCCGUGAAGAAACUUGGUGGUGUAUUCAUUCUGCAAAAUUCCAAGUUGGAAUUUUGUUUCUUUACAUUGUAAGAGCUUGAUUUUAAAACAAAAAGUGAUAAAUUUUCUUGGAACCCUGUUCUGUAAUUAUCUGCGCAAUACGGGUGUUAAUAUAGCAACUGAUUACGAAGUACAUUUUAGUUGGGCAUAAAGGGAAACUUUGUAGCCUGCAGAUAAAUGUUGUGCUUCAGUCACAUAAACUGUCUAGUUGUAGUUCUUUAAUUUCGUAAUUUUCAGUGCUCAGAGUUGCAUUUGAUUCACAUUUUUGUUAAUACUAUUACUAAAACCAUUUUUGUUAGUACUAUUACUAAGCCAGAUUCAUGCCCAAACUGUCCCUUUUUAUAAUUUCUUUCAUAUUUUCAUUUUUGUUUCGUUUGGUAUACUUAACUUAUUAUUUAAAAAGAAAAACUGUUCAUGUACUCAUGUGUGCUAUUUAUGAAGAGUUUCUGUUAAAUUUAUGACAUUUUGUUGGAAUGUGAGAUUCUGAUCGUUUAUAAUACUGCAAUAGCCUACCAGUUUUAUGUGCAAAUUUAAGGCUGAAACUUACAGCUAUAAUAGUUUUGGCAACUCUUUUAGUUAUAAUACUCUUCGUGUAUAUGGAAGAAUUCAUUACCUUUUCAGCCAGAGCCUCGGCUGCAUUUCGUUAAUCACAGCAGCAGUAUUCGGAUAGAACAUGUGCAGCCCUGUAUAUACUUAUAGGAACCAUUAAUUAACGCCAGUAUUAAUUGAUGAAUGUAUUAGGCAUAAUUAUGUUCUCACAUAAAAACGGUUCUUUUGUUAGCAAAAAAUAUGACAUCAUUAAGGAGUGGGAGUCUCCAAUUGCAAAAAAAGUGAACCCUGGUUGGCAUCUUGUUUACCCUCAAAAAUGCACAUUUGUUUCAGGGGAAGGUACUUUCAUAUAAUUCUUGUUGGAUUAUUGAGAGAACAAAUUAAUUCGCAUAGAAUUGUUUUUAAGCUUUUUGUAUUCUUUUGCUUUUGUAAUGACUGCCGACCAUAGUUGCUUUUGUUAACCACAUGUUGGCAUAAACUAUGACCGUGUCUGUACAUUUGUAUAUUGGAUCCUCUUAGUACUGGUAUAUUCCAAUUUCUGCGCACAUAAUCCACUAAUCAGCUGUUUCAUUGAAUGUCUUUCAGUUUUAAUGGUCAUACAUUUCUAUCCUACUGUUCUAGAUGCUUCUUCUCUGUGAUGUCACACUAUAGUCAUCCUGUACAUGUACAUUAGUGUCGCCAAAUACAGGCACCGGCAAGCCAGCAAUAAAUGUCACCAAGAAAUCGUAA
Molecule: messenger RNA, 11587 nt
Organism: Patiria miniata (bat star)
Lineage: Eukaryota; Metazoa; Echinodermata; Asteroidea; Valvatida; Asterinidae
Product: neurexin-1-like
Exons: 18
Coding region: 1126-5841 (1571 amino acids)
Molecular function (GO): calcium ion binding
Source: RefSeq, a predicted model, not a curated record